Molecule: messenger RNA, 890 nt
Organism: Salmo salar (Atlantic salmon)
Lineage: Eukaryota; Metazoa; Chordata; Actinopteri; Salmoniformes; Salmonidae
Source: RefSeq, a predicted model, not a curated record
AAACAACAAUUUUCUAAAAUAUGUGUUGCCAAGAGACAUCUAACCAUUAGAACAUCUCAGCGUUCUAUUGAAGGUUUUCUGUUCGAAAACAAGAACAACUUCAAUUUGCUGUUUAACAACAACAAAGUUGACUGAUUUGUGAGACCUGAGAUUGAAAAAUCGACUGGAAAAUGCCUGGGUGCUUUUCAAGGGUUCGCGAUCAUCGGGAGGUGGACAGCGACUUUGAAGAGGAAUCAAAUGUACUGGAUGAGGUCCAGUUGGAUGUGCCACUGCUGCCAGUCAUCCUUGAUGUCCAGGAUGCUGCUAUCAUCCUUGAGGAUGGGCCAGAUGUGCCGACUUUCCUUGAGGAGGCCACUGGUAAUUGGCAGUUGAUACCGAUUAGGUUCAGCCCCCUGUACUGUGGGCCUGUUGUGAUCAGAAACAAUGCCAGUCCGCUGGCUAAAGCUUGGAGGACUUUCCAUUUCAUCAGCCCCAUUAUCACCUACAUGCGUGGUGGAUCCCAGGUGGUGGUGAGGAUGCACCAUGUAAGUAGGGUUCGAGGCCUGGAGACUCAACUGGUGUGGUACAUCUCCAGGGAGACAGCCAGACUUAGUCUAGAGGGCAUCCCCUACUGUGCCAACAAGGUGCAGUCCAUCACUUGGAUCCUGUAUGUGGCUGGGAGGGUGACCCAGUAUGCAUCUCACCUCCACCAUGAGACGUCUGUGGACGUGACAUUUGACUGCUACCGGCAGACUGAUGUCUCGGUGGUGUACACCAUUCUCCACAUGGGACUGGAUGGGCUGCUCUCCUCCUCGGCGUGGUCGGAGGCUGCCUCCGUCUCUACGCCCACCAAUCAGCAGUUCACUGAGCCAGAGCCUGAGGGCCACAACUGCUAUGAGGUCAGAUGUUAG